Molecule: messenger RNA, 827 nt
Organism: Paramecium sonneborni
Lineage: Eukaryota; Ciliophora; Oligohymenophorea; Peniculida; Parameciidae
Source: the annotation of a GenBank genome assembly
CUAAAUUUUAAAGCUUCACACUUAUUUUAUGAGAUGUCUGAACCAAACAUUUCUUAAGAAAAUACAAAUCCAUAAUUUUAAAAAUACCCAGAAAUUCACAUGAUGAAAAAAAAUUCAUUUGAAAUUUUUUAUGAUGAAGAGGCUGACAUGAAAGAAAUUGAAGAAGAUUAAUAAGAAUUUUAAAGAAAUUUCGAAGAGCUUUAAGGAAUUUUCAUUGACAAUUAAUGUUUUAAGAAGAAUUCACUAGUAAAAUUAGAUUCAUGGUAUUCUGAAGGUGGUAGAAAAUCAAACACAGACUUAUCUUCUGAUAUCGAUUUCACUUAAAUUUGCCAACAACAUGGUUUUCAUUUUUGCUCUAUAUGUCAUCAACCAAAACCACAACCAUAACCUAUAUCUAAAUCAAAAAUACUCUUUCCAGAAAAAAGUUUCUGUAGAUAUAUCCUUUUAUAUGUGUUUCGCACUAUAGAAAAUCCACUAUAUGCUGAAAUUAUUAGAGAUAUUUGUUGUAGGCACUAAAUAAAAUACGACGAUUUUAAAGAUUACUAUAAACAAUAAAGAAUCUUAAUUAUGGGCUACUAAGCUUUAAAAAAAGAAUUGAUUUAUGAUAAAGAUGAUAUUCUUAUUUAGAAUCGUAAGAAAGCAUUUAAGAAUAUACUUGUUUGGUAUUUUGAUAAACUUGCUACUAAACACAUCUUGUUAAGCAAAAAGCAAGACUUUAAAGGAUAUCUAAAAUUUAAAAAUUUUGUUAUGUCUUAUUAUAUUCAUGAUCCAAAAAAUUGGGCUGGAAACAAGCCUGAAUGGAAAUGAAUAUUAAUUUAUAAUAAUAU